This is a messenger RNA of Arabidopsis arenosa, 1298 nucleotides long. The record is from the annotation of a GenBank genome assembly. NCBI's taxonomy places the organism in Eukaryota, Viridiplantae, Streptophyta, Magnoliopsida, Brassicales, Brassicaceae.
GCCGUUCUUGGCGAUGGUAUUGGUGCAAAUCGGCUACGCAGGCAUGAACAUUACGUCGAAGAUGGCUAUGGAAGCCGGCAUGAAGCCUCUCAUUCUGGUCGCUUAUCGCCAGAUAUUUGCCACUAUCGCCACUUUUCCGGUCGCAUUUUUUCUCGAACGGAAGACAAGACCAAAGAUCACACUUAGGGUUCUUGUUCAAGUCUUCUUCUGCUCCAUUACUGGUGCGACUGGAAACCAAGUGCUAUACUUCAUAGGACUUCAGAAUUCAUCUCCGACCAUUGCUUGUGCCUUAACUAAUCUCUUACCAGCGGUCACGUUCCUCCUCGCCGCAAUAUUCAGACAAGAAACCGUAGGGAUCAAGAAGGCAUCAGGACAAGCCAAAGUGAUAGGAACGCUAGUAUGUGUGAUCGGAGCCAUGGUUCUCUCCUUUUACCAUGGUCACACCAUUGGCAUUGGAGAGUCCAAGAUUCAUUGGGCCUAUGCUGAAAACAUCACAAGACAGGGUUCCAGUUCUGCCCAUUCUAACUUCUUCUUGGGACCUUUUCUUAUUAUGGCUGCUGCCGUUUCUUGGGCCGCUUGGUUCAUUAUCCAGACGAAGAUGAGUGAAACAUUUGCAGCACCAUACACAAGCACACUUCUAAUGUGUUUGAUGGGAAGUAUCCAAUGUGGAGCCAUUGCUUUGAUCUCCGAUCAUAAACUCUCUGAUUGGUCUCUCAGCUCUCCUCUCCGCUUCAUAUCCGCCCUUUAUGCAGGAGUGGUGGCGUCUGCGUUAGCGUUCUGCCUAAUGUCAUGGGCGAUGCAGAGGAAAGGUCCUCUGUACGUCUCUGUUUUCAGCCCUUUACUUCUGGUAGUAGUCGCCAUUUUCAGCUGGGCUCUUCUUGAAGAGAAACUCUACACCGGCACGUUUAUGGGAUCAGCACUUGUGGUUAUUGGUCUCUAUGGCGUAUUGUGGGGGAAAGACAGAGAGGUGAGUGAGAAGGAAGAAGAAAGGGAGAAGGUGAAACAACAACAACGUAGUAAAGGCAAGAGUGAAAGUAAUGAAGAUAUCGAAUCGAGAUUACCGGUCGCAAGUAGUGGAAAUGGUUCCACAAGGUCUAUAUCGCCUUAAAACCAUUGAUUUGGUUCUUCAUCAUAUAUAUAAGUAUGAGCUAUGAACCUUUUGGGAUUUCUUGUUGUCUAAGUUACAGCAACUAAAUUGGAUAUUCGGAGUGUUUGAUUUUGUAUCCCAUUUUGAGGCAAAUGAUGGAGUGUUAAUUUGUGUGUUCGUCCCAUGGACAUAACAAAUAUCACCUUUGAUC